Messenger RNA from Hyaena hyaena (striped hyena), 1149 nucleotides. RefSeq names its product ER membrane protein complex subunit 8 (gene EMC8). NCBI's taxonomy places the organism in Eukaryota, Metazoa, Chordata, Mammalia, Carnivora, Hyaenidae. Bases 199 to 831 code for a protein of 210 amino acids. The transcript is spliced from 5 exons. Gene Ontology annotation, cellular component: EMC complex. The record is from RefSeq and is a predicted model, not a curated record.
AGGAGCGCGAGUGGAGUGUGAGGCGGGCGCGUGGGCCGCCCGCGGGCGAGAGCGGGUGGGUGAGGAGCCCAGCCCGCAGCGGGGCCGCGCCAGGCCGCCGCCGCUCCACCCCGCUUCUCCGCUGAGGUGCCGGGCGGCCGGGCGGGGAACCCAGGCCUGAGCCGGCGCCGGGGCCUCCGGGGCCCUGCCGGGCUCAGCAUGCCCGGGGUGAAGCUCACCACCCAGGCGUACUGCAAGAUGGUGCUGCACGGCGCCAAGUACCCGCACUGCGCCGUCAACGGGCUGCUGGUGGCCGAGAAGCAGAAGCCCCGCAAGGAGCACCUGCCCCUGGGCGGCCCCGGCGGCCCCCACACCCUCUUCGUGGACUGCAUCCCCCUCUUCCACGGCACCCUGGCCCUCGCCCCCAUGCUGGAGGUGGCCCUCACCCUGAUUGAUUCAUGGUGCAAAGAUAAUAGCUAUGUGAUCGCCGGUUAUUACCAAGCUAAUGAACGAGUCAAGGAUGCCAGUCCCAACCAGGUUGCAGAAAAGGUGGCCUCCAGGAUCGCCGAGGGCUUCAGCGACACAGCUCUCGUCAUGGUGGACAACACUAAGUUUACGAUGGACUGCGUGGUGCCCACGAUCCACGUGUACGAGCACCAUGAAAACAAAUGGCGGUGCAGAGACCCACACUAUGAUUACUGUGAAGACUGGCCAGAGGCCCAGAGGAUCUCCGCGUCACUCCUGGACAGCCGGUCGUACGAGACCCUUGUGGAUUUCGAUAACCACCUCGAUGACAUCCGGAAUGACUGGACGAACCCGGAGAUCAACAGGGCCGUCCUGCACCUGUGCUAGGGAGCUGCGUGCGAGACUGCCCUCGGGCCUGCGCCCUGCGCCCCGGAGGAGAAAGCUAUUUUUAAAUGUAAAUAAGAUCUCCCCUAUAGCCUGCGUGGGGAGCUGACAGUUUCCCAGGCGGCAUGUGUCCUGACAGAGCGCAGGACGUCCGUCAGCCGGCUUCUUAGUUAACGCAGAGUCGCUGGAGGAGGUCCAGAGUGUCCCGUCCGACCGCCCCUGCGGAGUCCCUCCCAGUUGUAUGUUGCUCUGAUCCUCCAAAUCGGAGCUGUUUCUGCUUGUCCGAGAUUGUUCCUAUUAAACAGUUUUAGCCUUUUAUAA